AUGCCCCGAACAGAUGUCUCUUUCAAGACCUCGGACGGGGUGACCCUGCGCGGGUGGUUCUUCACUCGUCCAUCCUCCAACAGCAGCCCUUCCACGGGAACGAAACUCCCAUGCCUAAUUCUCACCCACGGCUUGUCAUGCAUCAAAGAAAUGGGCCUGUCAGAUAUCGCCACCAAGUUCACCGAGGAACUACCCAUCACCUGCCUUGUGUAUGAUCAUCGAGGAUUCGGCGCCUCGGACACCGCUCCAGGCCAACCCAGACACGAGGUCAUCACCUGGUUGCAGAGCAACGAUAUGCGGGAUGCGAUCACAUACGUGCAAGGUAGGGAGGAAGUCGACAAGUCGAAAAUAGCACUGUGGGGCUAUUCCCUUGCCGCGGCGGAGACCGUGUAUGUCGCGGCUAUGGAUCGACGGGUGAAAGCUGUGGUCUCGUUGGGACCGGGCAUGAAUGGGAGCGAGAUCGUGAGAAGGAUGGCACCUCCUCACGCCCUAUUAGCCAUGCAGGGUCUGUUUGAAAUGGAUCGUCUUGCGAGGGCCGACGGAAAGGAUCCGAUCACGGUGCCUGUUGUGAGCAAUGAGCCCGGUGUGCAGGCGACGUUGCCGAGUCAGGAGUCGUGGGAUUUCUUCUCCAAAUGGAUGGCGAACGGGUCGAGUUGGAAGAACGAGUUGACCCUGCGAUCCCUUGACGACAUCUCAACGAUGGCGUUGCCCAUAUCACAUCUCGACGAUCUCACCCCGACCCCUGUCCUCCUCGAAGCAGCCACGAGGGACACUAACAGCCCUCCUGACAUGACCAUGAGAUGGUACGCGAAGCUGAGUGAGCCGAAGGAACUGGUGCUGGUGGACGCAGAUCAUUAUGAGUUGAUGGGUUCGGCGAGGAAUAUCUUACAUCCUAAGGAAGUGGCAUUUCUCAAGAGGACCGUUUGCUCAUGA
This is a messenger RNA of Cladophialophora psammophila CBS 110553, 933 nucleotides long. RefSeq lists its product as uncharacterized. Bases 1 to 933 code for a protein of 310 amino acids. The record is from RefSeq and is a predicted model, not a curated record. The transcript is spliced from 2 exons. Lineage: Eukaryota; Fungi; Ascomycota; Eurotiomycetes; Chaetothyriales; Herpotrichiellaceae.